Messenger RNA from Moneuplotes crassus, 1558 nucleotides. The record is from the annotation of a GenBank genome assembly. Lineage: Eukaryota; Ciliophora; Spirotrichea; Euplotida; Euplotidae.
UGGACUACGACGCACCAACCGAUGUUAGAAAAGACCUCAUUGAUCUUAUGAAACUGAGAAAAGGUGAUAUGCUCUACAGCUUCAUUAAUAACUCUCAUAUGCUGGACGGACGCACUAUGAAAGAUCUUCAAAAGCAGUAUUAAAAGUGCUGAGCCCCAAGCCUAAUCCUACACUUAAGAGUAAAUUCAGCAGGAUAAAAAUUUUCCCAAAACAAAAAUAGUAACAAAAACAUACAACCACUGAGGCGUAAUAGCAUAUUUGUGAAGAAGCCGGCUACUCAGUCUGAUCCCUAUAAAAAAGUGAAGAAGAGACAACCUAUCCAUUCCUUUGUGAAGACUUUCCUUAAGCGCAAGACUAAUUCUCAGAGGCUCCAGUCUUUGACCAUCAGAAACGAAAUUGAGAGAUUGAAAUAAAAUUGUUCAAGAUCACAAUCGGAAAUAAAAAGCUUCAUCAUAAGAAUCUCAAUUUGAACAUUUUCGAAACUUUUAGUCCUCAACCACAAAAAGUGAGGAGAUUCAAGCCAAGCCCAAGACCACUGGUAAUGACAAAUACAAAAAGGAUCUCCCAAGCCUUAGAAAAGCAUAAGUUUGGAUAUGGAUCAAGAAGGGCGUCCCAGAACAGAUCAAGGAUGCUCAAGUGCGACUUGACACCAAUAGUCUCUAAUACAAAUCUGUACCAACUAAAGCAGCAGAAAAAAUUAAAAAAUUCUCAUUUUUACCCUUCAACUGGCUUUAAGAGCCUUAAAACAAUCAAGAAAACAAAUGUUUUAAACCGAAAAUCUUCAAGUAUUUCCAGUAGGAAAAGUAAGAAAAGUAGAAGUAGUCUAAAAUCAAAAUCCUCUCAUGCAAGUUUCCGCAAAAUAAACAAACGCUUGCAGAGUUUAAACCAGAGCAUUGACGAGUCGCUCAACUCUCGCAGUAGCUCGCGUACUUACCGAUACAACUCCCGUAAGAUAGCUGUCCGGAGUAGCUCCCUAUCUCGCUUAAAAAGACAGUCUCCAUCACGAAGAAGCACAAGCACGAACAAAAGUAACAGAAUGAAAGUGAAAAGGAAGGAUUCCUCAGUGAUGGAUAUUAUAAAGGAUAUUAAUAAGAGAUAUAGUAUUAAGCAUUUGCCUCAGGAGACACAGAAGAAGUUACAGAGAGUUUAUUCGAUUGUCAACCCGAAAAUUAAGAAAGAAGAAGGAAGAAGACAUGCAGCGAAGAAUAAAUUUAAAUGAGCGCUUGAGAAGCUGAUCUCGAGUGGGGGUAAUCAGAAGUAUGUUGAGAUAUUCCGACUCUCUGAUGUUGAAACUAUAUCAUGUCUCAUGCAAGCAAUGUCAGCUGAAUCAAGAAAAUCUCUGAUGGGAAAGAAUCUCAAAAAGACAAUGAGUAAGGAAAAUAUUAAGAGUUUUGAAAAGAGGAACGGUCUUCGCGGUAGUGUUGUUUCAAUCAAAAAGCCUUUCCAUCAUAAUUUUGAUCGUAAGAGCUCUAUCUCAAGCUGAAGGAGCGAGAGCAAUAGGAUAAUGAGGAAAUCUUCAGUGUAUUACAGUCUUAAGAGAAGUCCUUUUGGUAGAUAA